AUGUGGCAUGUUAACAAGCACAAUGGUAGACAAGCCAUUGACAUGGUGUUGAUGGACCAUACGGGUGCAAAGAUUGGCGCAACUCUAUGGCAAGAAUUGUUCCCUGAAUUUGAGCUGAAGUUGCGCUGCGGUGGUGCAUAUGUGAUUCAUAACGUCAAGGUUGUUUACAAUCAUUUUGAAUACAAAGUGAGUACAAUUAAAUAUUUGGUUUAUUUCGUGAAAACUACAUCUAUCAAGGAGGUUGACAGACCUGAGAUUCCUCCUAAUGUCCAUGUCAUUACUGCAUUUGCUGAUAUCAUUUCUGGCGUGGCACCCCGUGAUACGUUAGUUGAUGUUGUCGGUGUUGUCGCUGAAGUUAUUGAACGUAAAACAGUUAAUCCUGCAUACAGAGUGACUAUGAAGUUGAGAGAUAACAGUGAUGCUGAGAUCAUCAUGACUGUGUGGGAGGAAUAUGUUGUUCAGCUUGAUGAUGCUAUCGGGAAAAACCAUUUUGUUCGGAAGCCAUUGGUCCUUAUGUUAACUUUUGCUAAGAUCAAAGAACCCAAAGACAAGUAUCCCCUCAGUGUACAAAAUAUCAAGCAUGGGUCCAAGUUGUAUGUCAACACUGACAUGGCAGAAAUCCAACAAUUCCGUGAUAGGUUACGUGUGCCAUUUUAUGCUGGCGGAGUAACAGAUGAAGGAACCAUUUCUCAGUCCCAAUCUAACCAACAUUCCCAACGAAACUCAGCGGAAAAGUUUUUGCAUAAUGCCCAAAUGGUGAGCUUUGGUGAAAUAAGCAGAUUGAGACAGGACUGUUACUGUUUGACCGUUGCUACCGUGGAUGAAGUGAUGAUUGAUACACCAUGGAGUCAUGAUAGUUGUCCCUACUGUACUACAACAUUUGAUCCAUUGAAAAUAGGUGCAGCCUGUUGUUCGUGCCAGAACCAAGUUACUCACACUGUUCCAAGGUAA
This is a messenger RNA of Glycine soja, 951 nucleotides long. RefSeq lists its product as uncharacterized. The transcript is spliced from 7 exons. The record is from RefSeq and is a predicted model, not a curated record. Lineage: Eukaryota; Viridiplantae; Streptophyta; Magnoliopsida; Fabales; Fabaceae. The coding region runs from base 1 to 951 and encodes 316 amino acids.